AUGACUAUCGCCAAGUACACGAUCACCGAGCCGCUGCUCGACCUCAACAUGGACCUCGGCGAAGGCUGUGUCUGGGACUCGCGGAGCAAGCGACUGUACUUUGUCGACAUUGACCUUAACGAUGUCUACGUCUACGACCCGGCAACGGAGAAGUAUGGCGUCAGCCAUUUUGACAAGAACGUGACUGCAAUCGCGCUUCUUGAGGAUGGCGAGGGUCUCGUGGCGAGCGUCGAGGACAACUUUGCAUUCAUUCCACCUGCAUCAGUUCCCCAGCCGACGCAGGCGCGCUUCGAGGCGCCCAAGAUGGUGCCGCAGACGUACGACGUCAUUAAGACAUCCACGGUCACCGGCCAGCUUACGGCCAAAGAGGCGCGUAUGAACGAGGGUGCGGUUGACCCGGCGGGUCGCUUCCUUGCCGGCACCAUGGGUUCUGGAGGGAUCGGCACGCACGACGGGCGUAUGUUCUCACUCCGCCAGACUAAGGACGGGUUCGAGGCACCCCUUAUUCUCGGCGGGAUCACUUGCACCAACGGGAUGGCGUGGUUCGACGGUGGACGCAAGAUGUACUUUACCGACUCUUGGGUCAAGGAGAUUGUCUUGUUCGACUACGAUCUCGCCAAGGGCACCAUGUCGAAUCGGAGGGUGUUCUCGGACAUGAAGACGCCCGAUGUUGGAUACCCCGAUGGCCUAUGCCUCGAUGCCGAGGGAGGCGUGUGGAGUGCCCGCUGGUGCGCCGGCAAGGUGGUACGCCUCAACCCCGAGACUGCGCAGAUCGACGUCGAGAUCGACAUUCCCAGCGCUUGGAACGUUACGUGCUGCAUCUUCGGCGGCGACAACUUGGACGACCUCUACAUCACCACUGCCAAGUGCGACACGGACAACCAGAACCCGCCUGACAGGACUGAGAAGGGCAAGCUCUACCGCAUCAGCGGACUUGGGUACCGCGGCGUGGAACGCGGCCGCUUCAAGGGCAAGUUCUAG
Cutaneotrichosporon cavernicola is the source of this 981-nucleotide messenger RNA. RefSeq lists its product as uncharacterized. Gene Ontology annotation, molecular function: calcium ion binding; gluconolactonase activity. Bases 1 to 981 code for a protein of 326 amino acids. NCBI's taxonomy places the organism in Eukaryota, Fungi, Basidiomycota, Tremellomycetes, Trichosporonales, Trichosporonaceae. The transcript is spliced from 2 exons. The record is from RefSeq and is a predicted model, not a curated record. Gene Ontology annotation, biological process: L-ascorbic acid biosynthetic process.